UUAUUUUGUCUCAUUCACCAAUAAAUAUAUAACGACAAGAAUGAUCAACUACAUUUUUAUUAACAACAGUAUUACUUGUAGUGAAGUGUGACUGUUACAAGUCCCAGUGAAAUACGUGUAAUUUAUGAUAAAUGAAACAAUAAUUCAUGGUUAGGUUCUCUGGGCCGAAACACUGAUUCGCUGGCGACACCCGCUGGCUGGCAAUCCUGAAAGCAGGGCUGGUUUAUUUUAUCAAAUUGGGCUCCGCACCUUAAGGGGCCCCGCACCAGCGGCAACAGAGUUACCGCUUGAAGCCUUUUCUGUAUUCUAAGAGGAAUAAACCACUACUGAAAACGUGAAAUGAAGAAUGAGAAAUUAUUAUUCCUCACGAAAUAUAAACACAAUUUUUUUUACUUUUGUAGAGUAGGGGCCCCGCCAUCAGUUUUCUAAUUGGACCUCGCAAUUUCUAGCACUGCCCCUGCCUGAAAGCACUUUAUUAGUCUUGAAAAGCAAUAUAACUUAUUAAACAAGAUUCUGAAAUAAAAAUAAGGAACAGGAAGGAAAACGCGAUAAAAUGAUCACGCCCAGAGCGACGAAGGUGACGCGGUGAAGACUCAGGAGGAAAGUACCGCCGCAAAAUCAUCUGUAGUCUCACUGCCUCAACCUUUCUCCGACUACGGGCUGUACUCUCAUCUCUCCAGUACACAACAAUGUUGUCAGAAUAAUAUUCUGGACAUUGAUAUCAUUGGUGCAGACAGAUAACGCUCGAAUAAUAAAUAAGUUCCACGGGGUAACUUGUUUUCCCUGCACAUCGCACCUGCUCAAGUUACGUGAUCCUGUGUACCAGCACCCAGCAACGGUAAAAGUCUUACUCUCACCGCCGCUGUCACUCAAUAUGAUCUGGUCAACACAGCCAUUCAAGGAGCGUGGUGGGUCCCGUCCCCGGGCGGUGGGAAGCACAGCGGCAGCCAUCGUACUGUUGGUGAUGCUGGCGGUGGUAGCGGCGCUGGCCUAUGUUUUUCUCUGGCAGGAGGAAACAGAUGCACUCAGCAACGCUACGUUUGAGGAUGUGCUGAAGGAGGUGUGUUCCAGGCCCCACCUCCCAAUGCUUGAGUACCGUGGGGUGAACAGCUUCUUCGAAUACCUAACCAACUCAGACGAUGAUCACUGCUAUUCCUGGGUUGAGUUUGGUGGAGAAAAGAUCCCUGUUCCUUCUCAGAGUGAAAAGGAAUGUGCUGAUGAAGUGCGGAAAGCUAAGUACAUUUGCUUCAAUGAAGAGUAUGAGAUGACCCAUGACCCAUGCCUUGUGUACAGUUUUGACAAGGAUGCUGACAGUCAGUUUGAGCGGGACAUGCAACUUUUUAGCUGCGAGGUGCACGCGUUUGACCCUGAGAGGGUGAUGGAAGGAGAGCAUGUGCAGAGAUCAGAAUUUUGGAAAGAACAUGCCUGGACCAUCUCAGAAAUGCCCUACGACAAACCCGAGGACGAUGGGCAUGUCCAACGACGACGCUCAUUAGAUUAUGUGCUGUCAGCCCUCGGCCAUUUGGGCAAGGAAAUUAAAUACCUCAAGAGUGACCUGGAGGGGCGCGAGUGGAUUCUACUGAAACAGAUUAUAAUGCACCACAAACUUGCAGAUGUGAGACAAAUUGGAGUGAGGCUGCAUGUUCCCACCACAGUCAAUAAGAUGAGUGGUGAAGCCAGGCACCAGUACUUCGCAAGGCUGUUCCUAGUGUUCCAGGGGCUUCAGUGUGCCGGGUACAAGUACGUCCUGGGCCGCCCUAUACGUUACUACAAGGGUGCAAUCAGGAUACCAGAAAUGAACAGAACAUUCUACCCUGCUUAUGAAGUCAAUUGGGCAAAAGUUCUUUAAAAGUAUGUAAUAAUGUAAAGAAGUGUUUAACUAAAUAUCACGUUUUAUUGUAAAACUUCAUCUCUAUAAAUCUGAAACAUCUUUUUUCUAAAUAAGGAUCAAGAUGCAAAUAAAUGUGUUGGAUAUGAUGAAAAUACAUCUUAGAAUGUAAAAUGAAAUGUUAAUUUCUUUAGAGAUGCUAAUAUCAACUUUCAAUAUGGUAAUACUGAGGAUGUUCUACAGAAGCAAAUACCUGAUACAUCUAUGAUAUAAAAUAAUACAUAAUUUAUUUAGAAAUUUAUUUUGCCAUUGCAUUAUUCUUAAUCAAAGUUGCCUUACUCAUAAGAAAUUCAAUGCAUUUAUGGAUUAGGCAUUUUACUUACUCCAACUCUCUUUAGACCUGUUAAAUAUUCUUCCUGAAGCUAUGAUAGGUUGUUGAAGAGUUAAUUCAGUUCA
This is a messenger RNA of Scylla paramamosain (green mud crab), 2284 nucleotides long. RefSeq lists its product as uncharacterized. Bases 875 to 1849 code for a protein of 324 amino acids. The record is from RefSeq and is a predicted model, not a curated record. Lineage: Eukaryota; Metazoa; Arthropoda; Malacostraca; Decapoda; Portunidae. The transcript has 7 exons.